Molecule: messenger RNA, 7646 nt
Organism: Melopsittacus undulatus (budgerigar)
Lineage: Eukaryota; Metazoa; Chordata; Aves; Psittaciformes; Psittaculidae
Gene: XPR1
Product: xenotropic and polytropic retrovirus receptor 1
Exons: 15
Coding region: 93-2171 (692 amino acids)
Biological process (GO): cellular response to phosphate starvation; phosphate ion transport
Cellular component (GO): plasma membrane; cytoplasm; Golgi apparatus
Molecular function (GO): inositol hexakisphosphate binding
Source: RefSeq, a predicted model, not a curated record
CCGGCGGCGGCGGCGGCCCCUUAGCAGCCAGGCGCCGCUGAGGCGGCUCCGCGGGCAAAGAGCGAGCGCGGCCCCGGCCCGGCGGCGGCAGGAUGAAGUUCGCCGAGCACCUCGCAGCGCACAUCACCCCUGAGUGGAGGAAGCAGUACAUCCAGUAUGAGGCUUUGAAGGAGAUGCUAUAUGCAGCUGUGGACCAGGCCCCUUCUAUAGAAGACACAGAUGAAGACACAGUGAAAAGAUGUUUUGCCACGUUUGAAGAGAAGUUUUUCCAAACCUGUGAGAAAGAACUUGCCAAAAUCAACAUUUUCUAUUCAGAAAAGCUUGCAGAAGCUCAGCGCAGGUUUACUACUCUCCGGACUGAGUUACAAUCAACUUUGGAUGCACAAAAAGAAGCCAGUGGUGUUUCCACAGUUCAGCGGCGCAGAAAGCCAGUCUUCCACCUGUCCCAUGAAGAACGAGUCCAGCAUAGAAAUAUCAAAGAUCUGAAAUUGGCCUUCAGUGAGCUCUACCUCAGUCUCAUCUUACUGCAGAACUAUCAGAACCUGAACUUCACCGGCUUCCGCAAGAUCUUAAAGAAGCAUGACAAGAACUUGGAGACAGCGCGGGGAGCAGAAUGGCGGGUGGCUGAGGUGGAGGUAGCACCUUUCUACACUUGCAAGAAGAUCAACCAGCUUAUAUCAGAAACAGAGGAAGUGGUGACCAAUGAGUUAGAAGAUGGAGACAGACAGAAGGCUAUGAAACGUUUGCGUGUUCCACCCUUAGGAGCAGCUCAGCCUGUACCAGCCUGGACUACAUUCAGGGUUGGAUUAUUCUGUGGGUUGUUCAUUGCACUGAACGUCACUGUCAUACUUUCAGGUGUGGCUUUUAUAGAGGGACCAAAUGUGUGGCCACUGGUGAGAAUCUAUCGAGGUGGCUUUCUCCUGAUAGAAUUCCUCUUUCUCCUGGGUAUCAACACAUAUGGCUGGAGACAGGCUGGAGUGAAUCACGUCCUCAUCUUUGAACUCAAUCCCCGCAGCAACUUGUCCCAUCAGCAUCUCUUUGAGAUUGCUGGUUUCCUGGGCGUUUUGUGGUGCCUGAGCCUGCUGGCAUGUAUAUAUGGUAAAUUCACCUACAUUCCUAUGCAGGUGAAUCCACUCAUCUUAUAUGGCUUCAUGUUGCUUUUUCUCAUCAACCCUACCAAAACCUUAUAUUACAAGUCCCGUUUUUGGCUGCUCAAACUAUUGUUUCGAGUAUUCACUGCUCCCUUCCACAAGGUAGGCUUUGCAGAUUUCUGGCUGGCUGAUCAGCUCAACAGCCUGGUUGUAAUACUCAUGGAUCUGGAGUACAUGAUCUGCUUCUACAGCUUUGAGGUUCAGUGGGAGGAUAACGCUGGACUUCUGGCAAACACAGAUAAUCAGAUUUGUUACAGCUACUCCUACGGAGUGAGAGCGGUUGUCCAGUGCAUCCCUGCUUGGUUGCGAUUCAUCCAGUGCCUGCGCCGUUACCGUGAUAACAAACGGGCCUUUCAUCUGGUUAACGCUGGAAAAUAUUCCACCACCUUCUUUGUGGUGACAUUUGCAGCCCUCUACAGCACUCACAAAGCUAAAAACCACAGUGACACCCAAGUGUUCUUCUACCUGUGGAUUAUCUUCUAUUUCAUCAGCUCUUGCUAUACCCUAAUUUGGGACCUGAAGAUGGACUGGGGUCUCUUCGACAAAAAUGCUGGUGAAAAUACCUUUCUUCGAGAAGGAAUUGUCUACCCACAGAAAGCAUACUACUAUUGUGCCAUUGUAGAAGAUGUGAUCCUGCGUUUUGCGUGGACCAUCCAGAUAUCCCUCACUUCCAUGCAAAUCUUUCCGUACGCUGGGGAUAUAAUUUCUACUGUAUUUGCCCCACUUGAGGUAUUCCGGCGGUUUGUGUGGAACUUCUUCCGUCUGGAAAACGAGCACCUGAACAACUGUGGUGAGUUCCGUGCUGUGAGGGACAUCUCUGUGGCACCGCUCAACGCUGAUGACCUGACGCUCUUGGAUCAGAUGAUGGACCAGGAAGAUGGUGUACGAAAUCGACGCAAGAACAAACAGUGGAAGCGCAGCCAGAGCGUGUCCUUGCGCAGACCUCGUCUUGCUUCACAAUCCAAGGCUUCUGACACUAAGGUAUUGAUAGAGGACCUAGCGAAUGAAGUGAACACAUGAGAUGGCCAUGAUCUCUUAUUCCACAAUCUUUGUUUUCUCAUUCUGUUCGCCUCUUCCCCAAGUAACCCAAUCUCUGGUACAGUUCCAACUGAAAACAGGAGAAAACACUGAACAUGUUUUCCGAGCUCUUCCAAACCAGAUCCUAUGGACUCCAACAAGCUCACUGUGUUACAUUUCUUUUCUUCUGGGUUAAUUUUAAUGUUCUAUUUUAAAAAAAUAAAAUAUUUUACUUUGUUUUGCCAAUAAAGAGGACAGUUCAGGAAAGAAGGAUUGUUUACAGUCUCAACAAGGACAUACAAACCUAUCUGGAUAAAGAAGCAUCAUAGGGACUCCCUCAUGGGACAGUGCCGAGAGCACACUCAGUUUCUGCUUGGCCCGGUUUUGACUGGUUGAAACCGGACUUAAGUUUUUAAAUCUGAUUUUGUUUGUUUUGUUUUGUUUUUCCUUCAUAUCCAGCGCUGAGGCACUGGCUGCACUUGCAGGGAAAGUGCACUUAGAGCAGUAUCUUCAUUCAUGAAGCUACUUUUUAAUUUGAUGUAACUUUUCUUAUAAUUUUUGGGAAUAUGAUGUAUCUGUUGCAUAUAGCUUUCACAUUAUUUAUGAAACUUAACAACCAUACGAGAAUGAUUUUGAGUCCUGUGUAAUGAAGGUUGUAAUGGGAAAACAAAGCUGGGAAUAUAGAUGUAGAUCUCCGGGGCUGUGGAGUUAUGCCCUGCAAAUACCCCUCUCGUGAGACAACUUUCAUCUAUGUUUUACUUUUUCUCUCUUUGUUUCUUUUCAAUUUUAUUUUAAACCAAAGUUUCUGAUUUUUUUAGUUGCUGCUACUGCUUCUAGGCAUGUCUUGUGCUGGUUCAAUGCCAACUUUCCAUGCAGCUGUGUGAAAGUAGUGCAGAUGAUGCUAUGGCCCUUUUGAAAGGAGAGUUGGGUCUUACCAAUAGUGCAAAAAAGCUAGGUCAACAAAAGCUUCAGAACUUCAUUCUCCAGAUCAGAAAGUAUUUUUCAAAGCCUUAAUAAUCUUUAAAUGGCACAGGGGCAUCCCAUACUGAGCAGAGGGCUCUUCUGGUGCUCUCCUGCAGCCCAGUGCAGCAAAGUGGGACAAGGCAAGGAGGUGAUGGUGGGCUGGGGGAGCUUAGCAGGCUGGGAUUCAGUAGUGCGGGCGUGUUAGAGGGCUGCUGUGGAGCGUGGGAAGGACUGUGUUGUGCCCACCUGAAUGGUGAAGGUGAAACUGAAAACAGCUCUCCUCAUGGCUUCUGGUUUGGCAAAAAGCCUCCUUUGGGUGCUGCCCUGUGGCUUGGCUGCUACUUCUGCCCCUUGCCUUGUCUCAAUAGAGCCCCACUGUCCUUCCCCUGGCGGAAUGUGUGCUCCCUGCCCUCUUGCAGCAGUACUGGUGGUGGUGCUGGAGCUGGAUUGGGUUGACAUGCCUGAGGUCCCUAGGACUGCUGCCCUCCCCUCAGCCCAGCUCACAGCUAGGACUGCAAGGCAGGGGUGAAACUCUUGAAGUAGGAUCCUCAUACUGAUGUGUCUGGUGACUCACCUCUAGUUUGGGCAAUGGAAUUUUAGGAAUCUCUGCUCAGUUGCUGUUUGGUGGUUUGUUUUUUCAUUAGCUAAUAGCAUGAUUCCCACGUGACUGGUACAUUGCUUUUUUCAGUUUGCCUGCUAUGCCUCUUACCCAGAGGAACUGAAGAAGGAAACUUAGCUCUCUUCAUUUAAUUGGAAAUAGAUUGUUAGAAUUCAUUGGUGAUGAUCCUGUGCCCCGUGUCAGGUGAAGGGCAACACUGCAAACCUGUAACUGCCUACACUUCUGUGAUGUGCUCUCAGCUUAUAGGGAAGCUCUGAGGGACCUGCUGGGAGACAACUCUGUUCUGUCAGCGGUUGGGUAGUGGCGUAGCUGCUGUUCGUUGCAGUGUUCCUCCUCGCAUCUCCUGCCACGUCGGUCUGCUCCAGUGGGAGGGCAGCUGGACUAGCUGGGGUUGUGCUGUUCCUCCUUUCUGUGCCCAGGAGGCUGUUUCCCUGUAUUUAACGCCCUGAGGUCUGCUGUUCAAACUUAAACAGAGAGUUCCUGUUCAUAUGGAAGUGGAGUCUGAGAUACGAAGCCCUUAAAAAAUUUCCGAGUUUGUGUUGCAGCAGUUGUUGCCACGUCCAAACUUUGCAUAGGUGUUUCCAGUGAGGAUGGUGGGAGAUGAGUGAAGAUGUACCUUCCCAGGAGAGUGUUAGAGGAGGGCAGCUGCACCAGGGGAACAAUCCAAAAUAAGCCUGUGGUGUUAUUUAAGCACGUGGUUCUUUAUAAACAGGAACAGAGUUUUAUUGGCAAUUCUUCCUUUCAGAGCGAAGGAAAAAUACAGAGAGAGAUUUUGAAGUGAUGCCAAUCCCCUGGGAGCACUCUGCCUUCCCCAGCUGGGCUGGGAGGAGCAGGCAUGGCUGGGUGGCCUGCAUCCUGCCUGCCUGCUGCUGCACUGUCCCACCACCUGCUUCCCAACCUGGCUGGGAGGGUCAGGUUGCAAGUAAUUAAACUCUUAUUCUGUAGCUUACCCAAAUCCUUAUGGGAAACAAGCAUUCCGUCUGCCUGCUCUGUUCCUUCCCUUUUUCUCUGUCUUUGCUGGCAGGAAAAUCAUUAAAAAAAAAGGGAGGUGACGUGCUACAGCUAGCAAUCAUAAUGUCCUGAAGUCAAACACCAUCCCUUUUGACAGUGAGGAUGUUCUCUCAGGGGAGAGUAGCCCGAAUUCCCAAGCAUGGCUUGUAAAGGCUCCCAGCGCCCUGGUGCUGUGUCUGCCUGUUCCCUCCCUCCCGGAGACUUCUGAGAAAUCAGGCAUGCAGCUUCCUCCUGAGAGGGAGUGCUAAAGCCAGGACGGCUCCACGUCUGCGAGAACAUCUGGCCAAUAAAGGGAGACCUAAUGAAGCAGAGCAGAUGGUGAGAGAAAAUAGCCCCGUCGCUCCUUGUGAUCAGCCUGCAUGAGGAUGGUGGGGACAGUCCAGGGUGGCUUCACUUUGUGAGAUGGCUUUGCUAAUGGGUGCUUGGAAACACUCCUGGAGGGAGAACAGCAGGGUUGCAAUCCAGAAUUAUGGAUAGCACAGUUAAAAGGAGCUGUUUUGGGAGUUUUUAUCCAACACUUCAGUUGCUGGGAUGGAAAUUGGAAGCUGAGCCAGGUCUGUGCUCUGGCCACCACAAAGCAGUGCUGGCUUUCUGCUGUUGAGCUCUCCCUCUUUGCUGAUGCAGUGCAGAGGUUGCCAGAGGUGGUGGCUGUGUGUGGCUCUGGGAAUGGUGUGGAAGCUGCUUUGGUCUGGCUGAAACCCUUGUAGAUGGUAUUAAGAGGAGGAGUGUGGCUGCUGACUUUUGGAGAUUCCCUUUGGACUUAGGUCUCCAUGAUCAUUCCCUGCUGCAUUCCGUCCUUCCUGCUCUUCCAGGGAUUUUUGGAUUGCAGAAGGGUAGGAUUUUCAGCACCCGGAGUUUAUUUGCUAGCUGGAAUUCUCUGCAUGGCUUUGAGAGUGUGUCUCCAGAAACUCCAGAUCCCCCUGCUUGGAGAAAGCAAUGCCAUGUGCUGGGGGUGCACACUCCUGGAGUGGCAGCGGGGCAGUCUUGGGCUUUAUGGACUUGUCAGACAGGAGCAGGAGUUGCUCCAUCAAUGGGAACCAAUGCUGUCUCACUACAUUAUAAAAACGCAUCUGCGGCACUCACGGCUGCAGCCUGUAUGAUUCAAAUAAGCUCCUACCUCUCAAAUUCAGAUGCAUUCCCAAAGUCAGCUGUUGCUCUUCCUAUGCCUUUCCCAGCCCUGCUGCUGGCCCUCCUUGUUCUUUCUGUGUCUUUGCUUUUUGUCUGAAGCCAGUGAUGUGCAGGGUGUGAAGGGGUGACUGCCAGCAGCCUUCAGCGGGAACAUCUUGGGGAAGGGAAAAAAGUCUCCUGUGGAUCAGAGUUGGAUCUUGCUGCUCUUCCCUAGUAAUAACUUGUGCUGCUUGCUCUGCCUCCUAGACGGUGCUCAGACACUGCAGCUGUGUGGGAGGCAGGGAGGGAAACCAUGGUCCUUGGCUCAGGAGAUAGCAAUCCCUGGGGAUUUUACUGUGGAUCUUCCAAGGAGCAAGGGAGAUGGUGCAAUGCCUUUGAGUUUUGUCUGUUUUGAACAGCUGAAUGAAUCUGGCCUCAAGGAUGCUGCACAUACUGCUUGCCAUGACUCGAUGUGUGCCCCAGACUUUUGGGGGGUUGUGGCUCUGAUGCUGGACCAUCGUGCUGGGAUGUGCCCUGGGAUGGGGCAUGGCUUGGCUCCCAUUGGGAACACAACAGCCACUUUGCUCAUGCAUUGCAUCCUGGCCCUAUCUCCUCCCUCCUUUCUUCCACUGUUCUGCUUUGCACUCACAGGGGGAAGAUGAUCUUCUGCCUUAAGCAUAUCUUUUCUAACUUACACUUUUAUUCCAGAAGGUGAUUGGAUUUUUUUUGUCUCCUUGGAAAAGAAAGGCUGGAGCUCCUGGGGGAAGAGUGGAAAAAUCCCUGCAAUAACUGCAGCAGUCACAGCUGGGCUCAGUGACUGUCACCUCAUCAAACCUUGCCUCCUUUACAUGACACCAUCCUAAAUACUGCAUCUUGGGACAAGCUGUCAUCCUGCCACCACUGUGCAAUAAAACUGAUGUAUCAGUAUCCCUUGGGGGCCUCAGUCCCUGCUGCAGCAUCCUGGCUGCAAGAGAAAUACAGGUUUUGCAGGGGGAGGAGAGACAAGGGAUGGUCAGAUUGGGUGCACUCAGAUGCUGAUGCUCAAGCCCUGUUCCUAGUUGGAAGCUGCUCUGGCCCCAACACAACUGUGCCACGGUGGGCAAGAGGCACCAACCGUGCCUGGGGAGAUGCCCCAUGGCCUGACAGCCCCCCAAGCUCUAGAAACCAAAUUGCAAACUCUUUGCUCCAGAGGAGAAAUUGGGCAGCCUGGUAGAACUUGUGAUGACCUCUCCGUCCCAUAGGUCCUCCUGGGGAAGGAUUGGCAUUUGGAAGGGGCCUGGGGUGGAAAUGCUGAAGCUCCCCCCAGGUCCUGCUGCCGACUUCCUCUCCCCCUCCCCGCUGUGUUGGUCAAAAUGAUCUUUCUAUGAAGCCCUGUAGAUGUCAAAAGUAAUUAUGGAGUGUGAUUAGUCCUCUGUGGGUGCUUUCUUUCUUUCCUUCUCCUUUCUCUUUUGCUAUCCCCUUCUCCACUCUUCUUUUUUGGCUAAGUGGAAAAGGUGAGGACAAAGAAUUGCUGCUUGCUUGGACUCAUAAUGUAUCUGUGACUGCGCUAUUAGCUGUCUCCUCUUUCCUCCCCAAAUGGAUAUAAUUUUUGAAGUGUGGAAUACCCUUCUUGAUAAGUAGGUUUUAAAAAAAAAUUAAUGCACAAUGUGAUACUGUUUCAUAGUUUCUAGGUGGUUGUAUAAAGCAAAGUUACUGUGAUUGUGUUUUUCAAAGGAAAAAGUGAUUGGUUACUAAAUCUGUCCUUUUUUCAUUAUUACAAGCUCUUUGUUUUCCAAUGA